UCUCCAGAGAAGGGAGGAGCAGCCACCGCACAAAAAUGCAGCAUUUCAUCAGCCCCCGUGCAAUAUUCGGGUAAAACUGAUUUAUUUGUUAAAACACUAAUCUGGAGCGUGUCCCCCAGUUAGUGUGAUCCAUGCUUUAUUGGAUCUUCUCGGCCUGGGUUGGGCGAACAAACGCGAGGAGCACCAGUGUCGCCAAAUAUGAUGGCAUCUCUGUGGUAGGAUGAGAAGUCCAGUGCCGCGCUUCAGGGACGUCGAGAGGCAGGCCAGUGGCCUUCAGCCCCCACAGUGUCUUCCUUCCUGUCAUGAGCGUCAGAACAGCAUGUGGUUCAUCAAAGACGCCUGUGGUAUCGUGUGUGCGAUCAUCACCUGGUUUCUCGUCUUCUUCGCUGAGUUCGUUGUGCUAUUCGUCAUGCUGAUUCCAUCCAAAAACCUCACAUACAGCCUGGUGAACGGCACCCUGUUCAACAGCCUGGCCUUCCUCGCCUUGGCCUCGCAUUUCAGAGCCAUGUGCACCGACCCUGGAGCUGUGCCAAAGGGCAAUGCCACCAAGGAGUACAUCGAGAGCUUGCAGCUGAAGCCAGGCCAGGUGGUUUACAAAUGUCCCAAGUGCUGCAGUAUUAAGCCAGAUAGAGCUCACCACUGCAGUGUUUGUAAGCGCUGUAUACGCAAGAUGGAUCAUCAUUGCCCUUGGGUUAACAAUUGUGUCGGGGAAAAUAACCAGAAGUACUUUGUGCUUUUCACAAUGUACAUUUGCCUGAUCUCCCUGCAUUCCUUGGUCAUGGUGGUCUUUCAUUUCCUCAACUGCUUUGAAGAUGACUGGACAAAGUGCAGUACCUUCUCCCCUCCUGCCACCGUCAUCCUCCUCAUCCUUCUGUGCUUUGAGGGCCUCCUCUUCCUCAUCUUCACCUCUGUGAUGUUUGGCACCCAAGUCCAUUCCAUCUGCACAGAUGAGACGGGUAUAGAGCAGUUGAAAAAGGAAGAGAGAAGAUGGGCUAAAAAAACAAAAUGGAUGAACAUGAAGGCGGUAUUCGGACACCCCUUCUCGAUAGCAUGGUUUAGCCCAUUUUCUACACCCGACCACGGAAAAGCCGACCCCUACCAGUAUGUGGUCUGAGCUCAGGAAGCUUUUAAGCUAGAGACUCGAGUGCACUUGGACUGCGCUUAUAAACAGCGUCUUUCUUUAUCCUGAUUUGACCAGAGCCUUUGCCAGUGAGACUAAACCACCUUUAUCAUCUUGUUUUUUUUUUUUUCUUCAGCGAACUACUCAUUUAUAUCCAAACGUUUUUAUGCCUAUAUUUAUUUUAAGUACAGCCAUAAAGUGGAAGCUUCAUCAUGUCCUAAUCUCUGCUGAGCUACACAGAAAUAAAGACGGAUGAGGGACAGAUAAUACACAUGCAUUUAUGCUAAUAUAAUCACUGCUGUAAUCUCAGAAUGUCGCCCAAUAUAAGAAAUUGCUUUCUUCAAGUACUUUUAAAGGGGUCUUAUUAUGCCAUUUACAUUUCCAAACCCACUUUAGCUUUAAAUAAAGAUCCACAAAGUUACGAAGUAAAAGUCCACACUCUAAAAAGAGCCAUUAUAUUAAUGAGCAGUGUUUCUGAACUCUCUCUAAUGCCUCCAUUGUUAUCCUGUUUUUUUUUUUUUUUACGCAUAAACAUUAUAAUAUUUAAAAUUAAAGUAUGUCUGAGAGACACUGUUGUUUCACCAAGCGAUUAUACUGAUACAUAAACCGCAUCCAUGCGUAACUAAUAUUAUGUCAGCUUGUGUGAUUGUGAGUGCUCUUGGCAUAAGCUUGUAUUUAGAGACAUUAGAGGCAUUUCAAAAUGAUCAAUACCAUACUUCAUGAAUACAGUUUCUGAAAUUAAGUACUGUUUCUAAUGUGUGACCGUGUGUAGUAUAUAGGAAAUUUAAAGAAACUACACCUGCCACGCGUUCACUGUCAUGUGACUUUAAGCUGUUAUUUGAUUUGCUUUACUUCCAUUUACAAAUCCUGGCCUGUAGCAUAAAAGUAAGCAUAUCACUAGUUUAAACUAACAAGGCUUUAAAACAUAAGCAGCUGUUUUGGUUAUUUUUGCCAUCAUUGAUAUGUAAAAGCUCCGCCCUCUUCUGGAAAUGUGGCAUGAAGCAGCUGCUAAUUUGCAAAUCAAAAUUUGCAACGUUUAUUUUGCUAGCGCACAUUGUUAUUCUUAAGAUAAACAAUGAGUCUGUGCAAGUUAAUCCACUGGAAUAAAAAUGCUUGUUUUGGUAAUUUUCCCUUCACUUUUGGAGCGACGGUCAUACUUUGUUGACGUCAGUUUGACAGCUUCUGCCACGAUAUUUUAACCAUGUCCUUGUUACCAUUAGUUUGCCACAAAGGAAUGAUGCACAAAAAUAAAGCCCUGCCUCCUACUCAAUAUUCUGCUUUAUUUCAGUAUGUUGGUGGACUUCCGACUAAAGUCUCAGCUACUUCCGGUUCACAUAGUCUUAAAAAAUCUAGACAUAAACCAGUAUUUUUACUUCCAACUAAAUAACCAUUUAUUGUUUAUUAUAGCAGCAUUUUAAUCUUUUAAGGUGAAAUUAAAGUCACAUUUUUGUAAGUCAGACAUUAAAUCUUGUAAAAAGGGCAUAAAAGGACCCCUUUUUGUUUAGAUAUAUUUACAGAUUCUCCUGUCCUUUCCUGGUUAAUACUUUAAGAGCACUGACAACCAUUCAAUAAAAUGGUUUAUUACUGUUACAGAUACAUAUUUUUUAAAUACAUUAUACCAAGAAUGAUAACUAUAAUGAUAUCUAAAAAGCUAAAGUUUUUUUAAUCCUGCAAAUUAUAUUGAAAAAGGAAAGUCCACACCACAGCUGUAUAACAAUAUUUUAAAGUUGAAUGAUUAACCCAUCAGCCAACCAGAAUUUAUCCUUCAUUAAAUCUCACAAUCAAUGCAGAAUUCAUUUCUAGUGGCCCGUUUCCACUGAGUGGUACGGUACGGUACAGGUCACGUUUAUCAGGCUUGCGUUUCCACUGCCAAAAGGGUACCAAAGUAAUUCCAUCAUUCCGAGUUCAUAAUAGUUCAAAACGAUAAUCGAUAAACAUGGCAGUUUGUUCAUGUUUUAGGUUGCUGAAACAAUCAUUUGCUCCUUUGUUUUUUUUUUCCGCUUCACUCUCGCGUUUGUCCGUUUCCGAGAGGAUCGGAUGUCAGAAGCACUUCAAUAAUCACAAGCAUGUUAUUAUCAUCAGCCCAAGAAGUUUGUCAUUUCAAAUAUAGACGUGUGGUGAGUGCACGCGAACUCUCUGGAGAAAGUGAAACUGCUCGCAUUUUAGACGGCCUCAUAAAACAAAAACAGAACACAGCAGAUUUUGUUCUUCUUGGCUUUGUGGCUGUUCAUCAAGACGGCGACAAGGUUUGUUUAAGCUCGGGUCGGCCAUGGCUUGUUACUAUAUGUAUAUAGUAUUACAGUGUAAUGUCUCGGCUGUGUAUUUAAAACAUGGCGGUUCCUUUGUUUUCAUUCUCCUGCUUGUGUGCGCUAGUGACGUAUCUCUGUAAAUCAAUAGCGUUCAGUUACGCGUCUAGCUCCACCUUUUGGUACCCAUUUGUUGUGCUAAAAGUACAGAAAAAGUGGUACGGUUCGCUUUUUGGGACCUUUUGACAGUGGAAACGACCAUAAAAGCAUACCGUACCGUACCACUCAGAGGAAACGGGCCAUAAAAUGAUUUUUUGGCACAGCUCCAAACUUUAGAGCGCAAACAAAAACUUUACGCAAACUUUAGAGAAACAAAACCAUAAAGGACACCAAUAAAUUUAUUGUUUUAGUUAUCAUUCUUGUGAACAGGCCUUAACAUGGGUUAUUGACUUUGGCAGAAUAAAAAAAUUAUAUUAAACGAUUUAGUAUGUUUAAUAGGGGUAUAAAUAUUUAUUUUGUUUGCUUACAAUGGAAUGGAACGUACAGAUUGGAUAUUAAAUUCCAUAGCUGGUGCAUUGUCAGAUCAUUUUAUACCCCUAAAAAAUUAGAAAUGUAAAGAAUGUGCUUUGAGAUACAGUGGGUAUAUUUGCUGUUAUACAUAACAUACAGUAGACUGACAGCAGCACUUGUACUGAAAAGGCUGAAUGAUAAUCAGUCUUUCCUUGAUUUAGAGCUUAUUUACUUGGUAUGUUUUCAUAAACCUGGUUUGCAGGAAUGUAGAAAUGAAACCGGUAUAAGAAAUUGUGGGAAUUUGUGUUUUCGAAAACGUCAUUUUUACACGUCGUUGCCAUUGUUUCGGUUUUAUUGCAUUUAUUUGACAUUUUAUUGAUAUACAUUUUUUUGUGUUAUGAUGAACGGAUGAUAUGUGCUUGUGUAUGAAAAAGACAAUCAUUCUGUUCUUCUUUGUCAAAUGUUGAAUUAAAAACCUAAAACACCC
Messenger RNA from Danio aesculapii, 4363 nucleotides. RefSeq names its product zinc finger DHHC-type palmitoyltransferase 3a (gene zdhhc3a). Gene Ontology annotation, biological process: peptidyl-L-cysteine S-palmitoylation; protein targeting to membrane. The record is from RefSeq and is a predicted model, not a curated record. The transcript has 7 exons. Gene Ontology annotation, cellular component: Golgi apparatus; endoplasmic reticulum. NCBI's taxonomy places the organism in Eukaryota, Metazoa, Chordata, Actinopteri, Cypriniformes, Danionidae. Bases 221 to 1114 code for a protein of 297 amino acids. Gene Ontology annotation, molecular function: protein-cysteine S-palmitoyltransferase activity.